AUGAAUGGCCAAGAAGCAGUUAGAUUGAUUGAUUCUGAGUUUAAGUCAUUAAGCAAUACAUUCUCAAGUUCAUCUAAUUCAGAUAUGGAUCAAAUAAAUUCUUGCAGAAUUUCACUAAUUUUAAUAGAAAAUAAUUUAUCAGUAAUGUCAGCCUUUGAAGUUUCACGCGCAAUUAGAGCAAUGCGACCACCAAUUUCAAAUGUACCGAUUAUUAUGCUAACAACUACACUAACAGACGAGAUACAGAAUGAAUGUAUCGAGACAGGAAUAAACGAUUAUCUCACGAAACCUCUGAAAACUGAAGAACUUGAAAAUGUAUUAUCUAAAUGGAUUAGUAAAGAUUACCAUUGA
Molecule: messenger RNA, 351 nt
Organism: Cetraspora pellucida
Lineage: Eukaryota; Fungi; Glomeromycota; Glomeromycetes; Diversisporales; Gigasporaceae
Source: the annotation of a GenBank genome assembly